UCUACUCUCAUGUUUCUCUCGUUUGUGUAGUGAUCCUUCAUUACUGACGCAUUUGAUGCUGUGUGUGAAAGACAUGUGAAGUGCCAUCGUGCUAAGCCACUGGAUGAGUGUUCUACGAACAAGAGGCCGCGCUACUCUUCAACGAGCCAAGUAUGGCCAUGUGUCUUUACUGCAAGAAGAGGACAAAGAAGUCGAAGAAGGCACGCAACAUUGAUAGUGCAUCGCCCUGUGUGGCUGGUGGCCACUGUUCCUAGUGGUGGAAGAAGAAGAAGAAGAUAGUGCGCGGAAGAAGAAGAAGCAGAAGGUUCCCAGAACUGCCGUUGAACUAUGAAGGCCCUUAUUGACCGAGAGAGAGAAAGAGAGAAUGACCUCAACCUAUUCGAGAAAGAAAUGAGCGUCUUGAUGGUCCUCUGCGUCACGCUCGUGGCAGGAUUAUGCCGCGCUAUGAAGAGCGUUGUCAACAUUCCCAUCGUGGCUGUGGUGGUGGCUUUAGGGUUUGGGGCGGGAUUCCUAGUCAGCAAGUAUGACGUCAAGGAGACCCUCCUUCCGGUCACGGACAACCACGUGCAAGAACUGCUGUUUCUGUACAUGCCCACUAUGGUGUUCACUGCUGCGUUUAGUCUGCGUUACCACCUCUUCUGGCAGUGCUUCUAUCAGUGUUCCCUCAUGGGCGUUGCGGGACUCGGCUUCAGCACGAUGCUCUACGUGUUGUACAUGUUUGGAACACAGGACCAAGAGAAGAAAAACCGUACGAGCCGAGAGCUGUUCCUCAUCAGUUUGGUGACUUGCAGCCCAGAGCCUAUGUUCUCCUCAGACGUCAACAUACUUUCCUCAGCGAGGUCUCACAUUCUAGAAACAAUCAUAAUGGGCGAACCACUGAUUGGCGUGACGGUUGUGUGGAGUGCUUUUCACCUGAUGUACCUGAGGAACGCCCUAACCCCAUACGAGUUCUGUAUGAACCUACUGUGCACCCUGACUGUGGGUCCAAUCCUGGGCAAGCUCGUGGGCCACUUGCUGGCGUUCCUUCUCAUCACUCUGUCUCAAGACCUGCCGAUUUGUUUUGUCGUGUCUCUCGUUACCGUGUUUGGAACGUGGGCCUUUUCCGAGACCUUUCUUUAUGGGGCCGGAGUCACCACCAUAAUCUCUUUGGCGCUGACGACCAACGCUUCUUCGGCGUCGACCAUCUUGAACCCAGUCGUGCUUCGAAAGUUCUGGAUGCUGCUGCGCUUUGGAUUCAACGUGAUCAUCGUCUUUAUAACAUCGUACAAGAUCGGUCGGGACACGAGACCUUACCUCUCAUCGAAAGACAUGAUGAGCCCCAUCAAUGCUUACGUCGCUAAAAUCGGUGUUAGGUUUAUCACAACCAUCGUGCUGUACCCGGCCCUUGCGACGGUGGGGUAUGAUUUGACCUGGCAACAAUGUCUCAUCGUUGCUUGGGCCAACUUCAAAGGCGCCCUUAUGAUUGGUCUUCGCUUAUCUAAGACAUUUCCAAACCUCGAUCUCGUUUUUGCGCUCAAGGAAGAGUUCGUGAGACUGGGUACAUUAUUCCUGGUGCAGCUCCUCAAUACAACGACGCUACCGAAGCUCAUGUCCAUGCUUGGCCUGACGACGUUGUCAGACGUGGAGAAGGCCAACAUGAACAUGGUGAUUCUUGCCCUCCGGAACACUGCUCGUUCCUCCAUCAACUUUCAGCGUAGGGACAAGAAGUUCUCCGGGGCUGAUUGGAAGUGGAUUCAGAUCCACACCUACAUCGAGAAUCCUUACGCCGGUGCCGAAGAGGAAGAGCAUGUUUAUGAACACACGGACACGUACGUCCCAGCAAGAGUUUACCGUAACGCAGCAGCUCGAAAGGCCAGCUCCAGCAUUUUGAGGCUGCAAAAGGUGUGCUACAACAAGCAGUACGAAAGUGGCAUGAUUCACAAAAAGACCAAGACCACAAUCCUGGCAGCGCUACAGUAUCCAAUGGAGAAAGAAACAUAUCUCAACUACCAAAUGAUGCAGCCCUACAUAACCUUACCAGAAUGGAUUUAUAAGCUGAAAUUGCUGGUGCAAAAGUUCGCUGGCUUUGAGGCGAUUGAGAAGCGCCGUUGCAUAUCUCGGUCCCACUUUGAGGACGACGAGGAAGAGAUCCCGGAACCGAUGCAUCUUCUCUGUGCCAUGGUGAAAGAAGGCUGGUACCACGUCCUGGUAGGCUUCGUGGCCCUCGGAUUCUCUCUGCUCUUGGCAGGGAUGGCAAUUUAUCUGGAUCAGAGCCGCUCUGGACGAGGCUACACCAUGUCGCUCAUCGUUACCAUACAGGGCAUCUACGUGCUCAUCUACUCUCUAGAAAUGGUCCUGACGGUCUACACGUACAGUGGCACAUUACGAGUGGGCAAGGACGCUUGGAAGCAAGUGGACGUCACCCUCUUCCUGCUGGUGGUGAUAGAAUUCGUGCUCAUCAGCCUCGUCACCAUUCAAACGACGAAACCCAGUCGGGCAUACGCGCUGUUUCUUCAGAUCAGCUUCAUAACACUCAUCGCUUGUCGGACCAUCAAGACCCUGCAGAAACGAGUGGUGAUGUUUCUCUGGGUCCUGGACUUGUUGGACGGCGUGUUGAACAGGAAGCUUUUCUACGCGUACGAUCUGAGCUGGGCGUACAUCACCGCCGAAGAUGAAGCCAUGGCUAAAGUCUUCCGCUUUGUUCCAACGCCGCUGCUUGCGCUCAUGAUCCGAGAGAACAGCGGCUACAAUAAGUUGCAGACCUUAAAGAAUGUUGUUGACAUUCAACAACGAUACCCGAACAUCGAGGUAUCGACGAAAACGCGCCAAGCGGCACGAAGGAUCCUCAACAAGGCCCUCGAUGGCCUCAAGGAGCUACACGAAGGCGGUCUUCUGGACGACAAGCAGUACAGCCUUCUAUAUGGCAACUUGACGUGGAUGAUCCAGAAAGCUGACGGUAUGCCCACCAACAUCAUUGUCGGAAAUGCCCCCCUCUGCACCAUGCUGAGUGUACCAUGGCUCACAAGAGACGUAGUCCCCAGCCUCUUGAGGUCCUUCUACCAGUUCUUCGAAGAAGGAAAGGCCUUGGUUGAACGUGACCAGAUGCACCAGUCUGUUCACAUCAUCUGCUCAGGGAUCGUUCGGGUGAGCGGCAUAAAUGAGGAACCGUGGAAUCGCUCCGGCCACCUGAAGAACUCGGACUCUACGCACUACUACUUCAGCGAGGGUCCCUUCCAGGACUACUUAGUGGCACCGGAGACUCUUGGGCUGCUGGGAUUCCUCACCGGCAAGCAUUGCGUUUCGGACGCUUACUGCGAGACCGAUGUCGAGAUGUGUUGCAUACCGAUGAACGUUAUGACAACGCUGGUCGAGCAACACCCGGAGCCACCGAGCCUUGUCUAUCGUAUGUGGUUCAGCAUCGCCAUUCGGAUAGGUCUCGCUGUUCUGCUGAACCAAAAGUGCUACCAGGAAUGGUCACAUGACAAGCUGAAGCGGUUCUUGGAAAGCGGGAUUAUGCCGAACUUGUAUUACGCCAUUGACUUCUCCCUGGACGACGCCGUACAAGACGUCAUCCUCGUACAAGGCCUAGUCCAGUGCGUAAAGACUCAAGAGACUUUUACCGGGCCGACGUACAUUCCGCCAACAGUCCGCGAUAUGUUUCUACCGGGCAAUCCCCUGGAGAGGCCGAGACCCAUCAUGCUGAUUACCACCAUGAUGCGAUAUCAUCUGCCGACGGAGCUCGAUUGGAUGCACCAGUCACUGAGGCAUUACGAUUACAUACGGAAGUCACGUAACACUCUCUCGAACACGGAAUAGUCGUAUGAAAGAGAAUAAUCUAUUAAAAUAUUCGUGGUUAUCCCCUCGAAGCCGA
Messenger RNA from Ornithodoros turicata, 3850 nucleotides. Its product is annotated as sperm-specific sodium:proton exchanger-like. NCBI's taxonomy places the organism in Eukaryota, Metazoa, Arthropoda, Arachnida, Ixodida, Argasidae. The coding region runs from base 328 to 3795 and encodes 1155 amino acids. The transcript is spliced from 25 exons. Gene Ontology annotation, cellular component: plasma membrane. The record is from RefSeq and is a predicted model, not a curated record. Gene Ontology annotation, molecular function: potassium:proton antiporter activity; sodium:proton antiporter activity. Gene Ontology annotation, biological process: proton transmembrane transport; regulation of intracellular pH; potassium ion transmembrane transport.